GGCGCGCUGGUGGCCCUGGCCGUGGUGUCGGCGCUCAACGCGGCGGGCACGGUGUUCGCGCUGUGCCAGUGGCGCGGGCUCCGCGCGGCGCUGCGGGCCCUGGAGGCCGAGCGCGGGGAGGAUGCGGCCUUGCGCGCCUUCCUGACAGAGCUGCGCCCAGCUCCCGGCCGCAGCCCCGACCCCGACCCCGACCCCGACCCCGACCCCGACCCCGACCCCGACCCUGACUCUCCCAGCGCCGCGCGCGCCAAGCGCAGCCACGGGGAGCCCGCGCCGGCCCUGCGCGCCCAGAGCCAGGACACCCUGAUGCUGAUGACCUACUCCAUGGUGCCGAUCCGCGUGAUGCUGGACCUUUGCAACAGCACCAAAGGCAUCUGCCUCACAGGACCACCUGGCCCACCAGGACCUCCAGGAGUCGGUGGGUCACCCGGACACAAUGGAUCCAAUGGACAGCCUGGACCCCCAGGCCUGAAAGGCGAAAAAGGAGCAAAUGGCAAAAGAGGAAAAAUGGGGCCACCUGGAGCCCCAGGAAAUCCAGGGGAAAAGGGCGAGAAGGGAGAUCCUGGGGAACUGGGCUUGCCUGGAAACGAGGGCCCACCAGGGCCAAAGGGCGAGAAGGGAGACAAAGGCGAUGUGUCCAACGACGUGCUGCCCACAGGUGCCAAAGGUGACCAAGGCCCGCCUGGCCCACCUGGGCCCCCGGGGCCCCCCGGCCCUCCCGGGGCCCCCGGAAGCAGAAGAGCCAAGGGCCCUCGGCAACCAAACACGCUCAACGGCCAGUGCUCAGGUGAGACAUGUGCCGUGCCAAAUGACGACACCUUGGUGGGAAAAGUGGAUGGGAAAGGCAGUGAACGGCAUGCCCCACAAGCAGAAUCCAUGAUUGCUUCCAUUGGAAACCCAAUACAAGUACUGAAAGUGACAGAGACGUUUGGGACGUGGAUAAGAGAGUCUGCUGGCAGGAGCGAUGAUCGGAUUUGGGUGACUGAGCAUUUUUCAGGCAUCCUGGUGAAGGAGUUCCAGGACCAGGCCUCACUCCUGAACGGCAGCUACUCUGCCAUCCUGCUGCCGCACUACUUCCACGGCUGCGGGCACGCGGUCCACAAGGGUGCCCUUUACUACCACAAGGGCGGUUCCAACACCAUCGUCAGAUUUGAAUUUGGCAAAGAAACCGUCCAAACUCUGAAGCUUGAGAAUGCCUUGUAUUUUGAUCGGAAAUAUCUUUUCGCAAACUCCAAGACUUACUUCAACCUCGCUGCCGACGAGAAGGGCCUUUGGAUCAUCUACGCGUCCAGCGUGGACGGCUCGAGUGUGGUGGUCGCCCAGCUGGACGAGAGGACGCUCUCCGUGGCAAGGGUCAUCAACACCACGUACCCCAAGUCCAAGGCCGGCAAUGCCUUCAUAGCCCAGGGGAUCCUCUACGUCACUGACACCAAGGAUAUGCGGAUAACAUUUGCCUUUGAUCUCUUAGGAGAGAAACAGAUCAAUGCAAACUUUAAUUUAAGAACUUCCCAGGCUGUCCUUGCCAUGCUGGCGUACAACAUGCGAGACCAGCACCUGUACUCUUGGGAAGAUGGCCACCUGAUGCUGUACCCUGUGCAGUUCUCGUCUGCCACAUUACACCAGUGACAAGCGGCGCCCUCCCUCGGCGCCUGGCAGAUGUGCUGUGGCGCCAGCCCUAGCUCCACAGAUUAGUCUUUCGGGGUAGCUGAUACUAAAGCGAGCGUCUGUGCGGCUAGUGAGCCUCCUUCAGAGCGGAGUGCGUGGUGAGCCGGUGUAGACUAAGCCGGAGUGGCCGCGACUUGGUGUCCAUCACGUGUGACUCCUUCCCUGGGCUUUGGUUUCCCACUGAAAACAGAAGCAGCCAGCUAAGAAACUGUCUGAUUCCCUCUACCUGCAGGAAAUUCUGGUUCUGGGCUGUUCCUAUUUCUCAUGGCUUGCACUUCUCUGUUCAUUCUGUUUCUUUAGCCGCAGAGAGCAAGUUUGCCUUCGAGGCGAUGGUCCCCGUUGCCUGACCAACAAAUUCUGCACCAGUGUCCGGGGAAGGUGCGUGGCCAUGGACGGCUUCCAGGCUCCUGGUGCCCAGCACUGAGCGCUCUUCUCCACUCGCGCGCCUGCCAGCACAGCGUCCUUGGCUCCUGAGGCAGCACUGAGAUCAGCGCAAGGCAGAAGGCUGUGUGCUCAGGCUUCUCAGUGAUGCAAUCGAGACUGGCAGGCUCCUGUCGGCUGCUGGGGGCCUUUCUCUGCCCUGUGGGUCAGAAAUACCGAGUUUUUGGGUCGUUCUGCAGUGAUGGGUCCACUGUCAGGGCACUAAACUUGGAGUGAGUGCAUCGAUGUGGCUGGGCAUCAGUGCCAUUGUGCUCAGUGUCUGCAACAAGGCCAAGCCACCCGGCCCCAGGGCCAAAGCCAGCCCAUUGCUGUUGCUGAGAAUAAAGUUUUAUUAGAACACAGUCGCACUGGCUGGUGUGUGGGUCACAGUACCUGCCUACUUCCAACCCACAAACAGUGGCAGAGGUGAGUGGUGGCCACAGAGCCCACAGGACACUGCUCUACAGGACAGGGUGAGCCUGAUUCUCGGUGGCCUCUCCACAGCCUUAGUGUACUGCUGGAAGGCGAGGCGGAGCACGGCACGAUGCACCGAUGCCUUGGACAGGAUGCAGUGCACCCUGCUCCGGCUCCCACGCCCUUCAGCUGUGUGCUUCCUGCCUGCUCAGUUCUCCAUUCAUCCUGCAGCCUGGCCCAGAGCUCCAGGCAGAAGAGGGAAAGAGCAGGACGUUGACCUUGGGCCCACAGCCAGGAAGGGGCUGGGGUCGCCCUGUGGCAAGGCGGGUCAGCAGCUGUUUAAAAAAUACUCUUUUCAGAUUCAUGAAGCAAAGUCUCCAGUCUGACCCAUGUGUCUAGUGAAUGCUGGUGUUCUUUAGGGUAUUUCAGUAUACGUGCAGCUCUUUUCCAGCACAGUAGAGCUAGGUGCGAACAUAAUUUCAUAACAACUAAUUGUGUAUACACAGUAGCAACAGAACAGCUUAGUCACUGAGUCAGCACACAUCCCUUGUAUGCCUUUUAGAGAAAUGUUUUAAAGUCACCAGUUUUGAUAUAUCUUGGGGUUCUGUUCGCUCUCAUUUUUUUUGAAACGAGGUUGGCCUGUGUUGCACAGGUUGGUCUCAGGCUCCUAAACUCAAGUGAUCCUCCUGCCUCAGCUUCCCUAGUAGCUAGGACUGUAAGCACACAACACCACACCUGACUCCUUGUACAGCGGCUCACAUGGCAUAUUUUUAUUAAGGUAGAGUAACAUGAGGACAACUAAGGCUGGCCAGUGUCUGACUGUCAGCUGCUGGUGGCCUUACCAGCAAUGACAGUUUGAACAGAAUUAAAAGAAUUAAGAUUUUACUCUUUCCUGCAAACAGUACUUGGGUUUUUUGAAGUUUGGGCUCUCAUGCCACAGACCUAGUAUGGAAAAGAUAUGUUGUGGUGUGGAGUACUCUUGUGUAGUUCACAUCCCAGCAGUAACCAGAGUUGCUUAAAAGCGUUUUCCAAAUAUCUGCACUUCUGAUCUCAGACUCAAACCAAAAAUUCUGUGGUUCUUCUGGAACCUAAAGGAGAUAGCUUCCUACUGGAAAGAAAAUAAAACCACCCCUUCCAACCUCAAAGCCGAGCUGGUCCCUCUUUCAAAGCAUUUCUCUGAAUCUGCAUUUCUCUGAAUCUGAUAAGGUGUGGAGUGGAAGCUGCAGCUGGCCUGGCCUCAGGGUAUCUCUGCCCACAGGUGUCAGGGUAGCAAAAGCUGCGGCUGGAGGUAUCAAGGGAGGAAUUCAGACCCGGGCAACUUCACAGUCAGAGCUGCAAGGUCAGGAGGCCGAAGUCAGACAGAGAGACGCCUCUGGCAGUCUCUCACCCUCCACACCUGGCUGGCUGGGACACCUGACAUCAAAGCCCUGCGGAGAGGGAGCCACAGGGCUCUGUAGGUGCCUUCCAGCGGCCGUGACCUCGCCUGUCACACCAGGAGCCAGAAUUCCCCAUCUCUUAGCACCGAUUCUGAGCAACAGAUGAAUAAUGACAAAUCUCUUUUUGGUUGUAAUUUACUUUAAUCUAAUUAGCCAAAUUUUUAAAACUGUAUUGUUAUUUUACUUCUUAUUAAUUUCUGUGUAAUGUUUUAAAAAUUAUAACCAGCCCAAACAAUACUGUGGUAGAACAACAUCAGUCACGCCUCCACAAACACACACAGACUAGUUCCUCCGGACACUGAAAAAGAAGGCACAGCAGACGGGAUUCGGGCAGCUGGAGGGAGGUGUACACAGGAAGAGACAACGCAGGGGAGGUCUGCUGAUGCAUCAGCUCCACCGCAGCAG
Octodon degus (degu) is the source of this 4340-nucleotide messenger RNA. It is a transcript of the gene Gldn, whose product is annotated as gliomedin. Lineage: Eukaryota; Metazoa; Chordata; Mammalia; Rodentia; Octodontidae. The record is from RefSeq and is a predicted model, not a curated record. Gene Ontology annotation, biological process: signal transduction. Gene Ontology annotation, cellular component: cell surface. The transcript is spliced from 10 exons. The annotation marks the transcript as partial.